AUGGACUCGACCCCCAUCGCCUCCUUCCUCGACUCCACCUACCCAACCCCACCCCUCCUCCCCUACGACCCAUCAAUCCAAUCCCGCGCCCGCGCCGCCGUCGGCCCCGCCAUCCGCAUCUCCAUCCCGCCGCGCGAGCUGUCUAUCCUCUCGCCACGCUCGCAGGAGUACUUCCGGCGGACGCGGGAAGCGGCGCUCGGGGGGCAGCGGCUGGAGGAAUUGCUGGAGAAGGAGGAGGAGGUGUGGAAGGGGGCGGAGGAGGAGAUGAGGGAGGUGGCGAAGGUGUUGAUGGCGAGGGAGAACGAGGGGCUGUUUGGGCCGAUGCGCGAGUGGCGGCCGAGCCAGAUGGAUUUUUGGAUCGCGGGCGCGAUGCAGGCGGCGAGAUGCAAGGCGCCUGCCCCGGAAGUGUCCAAGAACGAUGUGUACCUGCUCCAGAGGUCCUCGGACAAUUCACUGCCCGUCAAGGUCGAUCCCACAGCUGACGUGCCUGGAGGCCGCCAAUGCGACGAGAUCUCCUACAAGUCAACAGCUCCGCCGCCUCCCUACAGACCCGGCGCGACGGGAUCCGCACUUCCAAUGCUCAGCGGAGACGGCGCGCGAGCGAUUGACCGUAAUGUCAGAAAGACGGAGGAGGCUGCGCAGGAUGCGAACGGUGCCCAGCAGCAGGUCGUCAACGUGCAUGACAUCAAGCACGCCCGCAUCUGCAUCGCGCCGUGUACGAUGGAAUCGAGUCCUUCUGCUACAACAACUGCAGCGUCUUCCACCGUCACGUCCUUCGCGUACGGUAGCGCGGUGCUGGCCACAUCACAGGAGGAUGACGAGGAGGUUGAUACCAAUAGCUACGGCGAAUUGUGGGGUCUCGGCCAGCAGCUCGCGGCGCCAGAAGGUGUUGCAAAGCGACUUUGUCGUUGCGGAUGGCGGCGUGGUUGCGCGUGUGACUGGUGCGUUGCAGACGGUGAAUGGGACAGCGAGGAGGAGUAG
Molecule: messenger RNA, 981 nt
Organism: Lasiodiplodia theobromae
Lineage: Eukaryota; Fungi; Ascomycota; Dothideomycetes; Botryosphaeriales; Botryosphaeriaceae
Product: Glutathione S-transferase
Exons: 4
Coding region: 1-981 (326 amino acids)
Source: RefSeq, a predicted model, not a curated record